This is a messenger RNA of Callorhinchus milii (elephant shark), 3270 nucleotides long. Its product is annotated as transmembrane channel-like protein 6. Gene Ontology annotation, molecular function: mechanosensitive monoatomic ion channel activity. The record is from RefSeq and is a predicted model, not a curated record. Lineage: Eukaryota; Metazoa; Chordata; Chondrichthyes; Chimaeriformes; Callorhinchidae. Gene Ontology annotation, cellular component: plasma membrane. The transcript is spliced from 21 exons. The coding region runs from base 243 to 2636 and encodes 797 amino acids.
GUGGGAACAGGUCCUGCCACAAAUAAUUAUAUCUGCCACACUCCAGGCAGGACUGGGGCAGAGUGAAGCAGUCACAGUCACAAAAGAAAGGUGGAGGGGUGCGUUGGAAGUCCUCGGAUCCCCAAAGGAAGAAGCAGCUAUGAACUGGAUUAUUGGAGACAACGACAGAAACUGAACUACUGAGGCAGUGCGACUGCUCUAAAUAUCUACCGUGUUCACAGCUGAAAAGAUCUUCACGCAGGAUGUCACGUCAUGUGAGCUUCAAUCCAGAUGUUCCAGGGUGUAGCGCCUCCAAACUUUCUUCUUCGGACGCUGAAGAGAUUAUGAUGCACGAAUCAUUCCAUCAUCUCAGGGAUCAGCAGAGCGGUGCUUUUGUGACUGAGGUUGAGAUGGAGCAGCUGGGAGACACGAGAACAAAGGAGUUAGUGUGUUUUCUGUCACCUAAUCGUAAAGGGACAGAAGGUGAGGACCUUUAUGAGUGCUAUGAUGCUGCAACCUUGAAGGUGCUCUCCUCCAUGCCCAGCAGAACUAUUGGUCGUUCCAGAGGCGCAAUCAUCUCUGAAUACUGCAACCGCACGUUGAAACUACGGAAGCGUAAGACUCGGCCUUCUGUGAAGGAAAUUUCUCGGUCUAUGAGGCCAAGCAUUCGGGACCAGUCUGCUUUGGAUGACAGACAUGAAGAGGAGGCAGAAAAGAAGAGACAGCUGGUGCGUGAGUUAGAAAACAUUACUGAGAGUCAACGCAACAAAAUACUGCAGGAGAUGCCACUAUGUCUGUCAAUGAAACUGGACCUCAGAAACCAAGUUACCUCCAAAGGUUGUUUUAAAGAACCACAAGAAAGGAGACGUCUGCAUUGUUGCAGUCACAUUAAAUAUAGCCUCAUGUUUGGUGCCCAACGGCGGUGGUAUGGGUUCCUCUCCUUCCUGCAUUCCCUUCAGUUGUGGCAGAUGACCCAGAAACAGAUCAGCGGUCGUUUUGGCAUGGGCGUGCUCUCGUACUUCAUUUUCCUCAAGAUCCUGCUCAUGUUCAACAUUUUCCUCUUUGCUUUGAACCUCCUCUUCAUCGUUAUCCCCCAAGCUACACAGCCUCCCGCGGUGACCCAAAGCAAGUUCACCGGACUCGAGCUGCUGACUGGGGCGGGUAAAUUCACAGAAACCAUUCUAUACUAUGGGUACUACACAAAUAGCUCCUUGAAUUCAAAUUGCACUACAAGUAGCUGUUUCAGUAUCCCGUACAAUAUGCCUAUUGCAUAUGUGUAUACUCUGGGAGCUGCCUUUUUCAUCACUUGCAUCAUCUUGGUGUACAGCGUAUCCAAGGCUUUUGGGGAGAGCUUCCGAGUGGGCAGUACCUACAGGGAUCUAGCAGUCAAAUUAUUCUGCUCAUGGGAUUUUAAGGUUACUCAGAAAAAGUCCAUUGAGGUACAAUAUGAGAACAUCAGCACCCAGUUGAAGGAGAUCCUUUCUGAUCUAAGGACCAAUACCUCUCGCUUGAGUACUUGGGAGAAGCUGCGCAACAUAGCCAUUCACAUGUUUGGGUGGCUCAUAUGCUUUGGCAGUGCUAUUGGCUGUGCUAUUGGCGUUUACUACUUCUCAGAACAAAUACUGGAGGACUAUACCGACAAAAUCCGAGAGGGAAAGUCAAAGCAAGAGUUGGACAGCAGUUUGUUGGCACUUCCCAUUGUAGUGUCCUUUAUCAAUCUUGUGCUGCCUUACUUUUAUAACUUGAUUGGUUCAGUGGAAAAGUAUGAGCUCCCUCAACUCCAAGUCUAUGUCGCUAUCACCAGGAAUCUGGUGUUGAAGAUGUCCAGUUUAGGACUGCUGUGUUAUCACUGGUUGGGAGGAAAUACCAGAAAGCAAGCAGAAAUACCAUGUUGGGAAACGUUUGUUGGGCAAGAAUUAUACCGCUUGGUUGUGGUGGAUUUUAUAUUUAUUGUGCUGGACACAAUUUUUGGAGAAUUCGUGUGGAGGUUAAUUUCUAUGAAAUUACACAAAAAGAAGCCAGAGUUUGACAUUGCCAGAAAUGUCCUGGAGUUGAUCUACGGACAGACUCUCAUAUGGUUGGGUCUUCUCUAUUCUCCACUCUUGCCUGCUAUUCAAAUCAUUAAGUUUCUCUUUGUAUUUUACAUCAAAAAACAUAGUCUGAUGAGGAACUGCGAGGCUCCAAGCAAACGUUGGGGAGCAUCUCACAUGAUGACUGUCUUUAUCACUCUGCUGUGUUUCCCUUCAUUCCUCGGAGCAGUUGUUGCUUACACCUAUACCAUAUGGUCGAUAAAACCAUCCAACGCGUGUGGUCCUUUCCGAUCACUGAAUACCAUCUAUGAGUCUGCAAAGAACUGGGUCAAUCAAUUGGCGAAAACAGAUUCUAGGUUAUACUGGUUUUCAUACAUUCACAGAUCAUUGGUGGAUAAUCCUUUCAUCUUCCUGGUUGGGUCAGCAAUUUUAAUGAUAGUGAUUUAUUUCCACUGGCAAGUUGUGGACGGUCAAAGAAAGAUUAUCAAACUAUUGUAUGAGCAAAUAGCUAACGAGGGAGAAGACAAAAAGUUUCUUAUUAAUAAACUCAAAGGCAUGAACAGUAAGAAAUCAAAAUCUGCAAAACAGAGGCAGGAUCAUCAAGAAGAAGAUGAGGUUUUCAGCUGAAGAACAAGAUGGGAAAGAGCAACAAGUGCACAUCUGCCGAACAAACAUCUGCUAAGUCGCUGUCACUGCUUAUUGAAUGAGAUAACGCAGAAUGCUAUGAGCUCUUUCAGGUUCACGUUGGCAAAUAAAUCAAGUCAUUUAACAGAAACUGGAAUACGAAUACAAAGCUGGUUGCGUUGUUAUUUGCAGACCUUUGACUGUGCAAUGUUGGGAAUGAAUCCUGCCAUUGUUCCAGUGUGGUUUAUCAAACAUUCAGGGUUUUUAAUCUUCUCUGCAAAAUUGGCUUUGUGAGAAGGGUGGUUCGCAAUAUUGCCUGCCAAGUUUCAUGGAAAUAUUACAAUUAGUAUUUGCAUAGCUAUUGCCAACUUCUUAUUUUCAAUUCACAGAUGUCUAGUUCAUGGAGAAUAUUGUGUAACACUCGUUGAGUUAAGAGUCAGAGUCAGCUCCCAUGAGAUUUACUGGAAGUAGAUUAAUGUGUCACUGGCUUUUGUCAUCAAAUCUAUUGCCUGUUGCUAAAAGCAGCAUUACACAUUUUGCUAGCAGAGAGACUGUAGCAAUUUCACAUGGGAAUAAUGAGCAAAGAAAUAUAAGAACAUAAGAAAUGCUAGACGAAAAUAGACCAAGGUCCAUCUAG